AUGGGUGGCCGGGCAGAGGUGCUCCUCACUUCCCAGACGGGGCGGCCGGGCAGAGGCGCUCCUCACUUCCCAGACGGUGGACGAUGGGUGGCCAGGCAGAGGUGCUCCUCACUUCCCAGACGGGGCGGCCGGGCAGAGGCGCUGCUCACUUCCCAGACGGGGUGGCCGGGCAGAGGCGCUCCUCACUUCCCAGACGGGACGGCCGGGCAGAGGCGCUCCUCACUUCCCAGACGGGGCAGCCGGGCAGAGGAGCUCCUCACUUCCCAGAUGGUGGGUGGCCAGGCAGAGGCACACAUCAUUUCCCAGACGAUGGGUGGCCGGGCAGAGGCGCUCCUCACUUCCCAGACGGGGCGGCCGGGCAGAGGCGCUCCUCACUCCCCAGACGAGGUGGCCGGGCAGAGGCGCUCCUCACUUCCCAGACAGGGUGGCCGGGCAGAGGCGCUCAUCACUUCUCGGAUGGGUGGGUGGCCGGGCAGAGGCGCUCCUCAUUUCUUCCCGGACGGGGCGGCCGGGCAGAGGCGCUCCUCACUUCCCAGACGGGGCGGCCGGACGGGGUGGCCGGGCAGAGGCGCUCCUCACUUCCCAGACGGGACGGCCGGGCAGAGGCGCUCCUCACUUCCCAGACGGGGCAGCCGGGCAGAGGAGCUCCUCACUUCCCAGAUGGUGGGUGGCCAGGCACUGGGAAGAGGCGCUCCUCACUUCCCAGAUGGGGCUGCCGGGCAGAGGCGCUCCUCACUUCCCAGACGGUGCGUGGCCGGGCAGAGGCGCUCCUCAUUUCUUCCCGGACGGGGCGGCCGGGCAGAGGCGCUCCUCACUUCCGAGACGGGGCGGCCGGGCAGA
This is a messenger RNA of Symphalangus syndactylus (siamang), 840 nucleotides long. RefSeq lists its product as uncharacterized. Lineage: Eukaryota; Metazoa; Chordata; Mammalia; Primates; Hylobatidae. The record is from RefSeq and is a predicted model, not a curated record.